Rodentolepis nana is the source of this 351-nucleotide messenger RNA. NCBI's taxonomy places the organism in Eukaryota, Metazoa, Platyhelminthes, Cestoda, Cyclophyllidea, Hymenolepididae. The record is from the annotation of a GenBank genome assembly.
AUGCGUUUUUGCAAGUGCGCAACAAUUGUAUGCACGGAGUGGUAUGAUUUGGCAGAAAGAUGCAACCAUUGGGAAGAAGCCAGGAGAUCCUCCAACAUAUCUAAAUGCUGGUACUUUGACCACACUGAUUUGGAUCAGUCGGCCCAAUGGACAGCUCUCUGUGCUGAUCAUACCCACAUGUGGAAGAAUGCGAUAUAUCGCGAGAUGGCUGUUGGGUACAAAUGUCGAUCAAGUGACCUUGAAGUCGUUAAAAUCGUUAGCGUAAGUGAUGCUGAAUUAGAUAAGCAAAUACGGGUGCGUAUUAGUUAUGCAUUUAUUAUUAUUAGUAAAAUUAGCCAUGAUAUAUUCUAA